AUGCUAAUCAUCGUUAGUUCUUGAGUAUUCUAUAUAGAUAGCUAAUAGAGUUUAGUUUAGUUAAUAGGGUUGAGAAACUAGUUUAGUUCAUAUGGAUGAAAAAAAACCAACUAUUUUUCAGUUACCUGUCGUUACUAAUCAGCAAAUGACAUUGAGCUUGAAGCAGCUCACAACCCUGUUAAUUUCUCUGGAGUCUGUGAAGAUGUGUAAUGUGUAAUUUGCCAGGAAAGUAACUUCUUCAAUAUCAGAGUUUCACUGUUAAAAGGUAUUUGUACUGGGGUACUGAUCUCUCCUGGCUCCUAUUUGUCUUUGUUUCACCAUUGUUGACCCUGUAAUUAUGUAAGUGUGAGGAAUCAGUUGUGCAACUGCUAGCUCUUUUUGUCUGAAAGGUUGCAGGCCAUUUAACUUCUUCACGGGGUUUAAGCAUGGAUGCUUUCUAUGAUUGAACCACUGACCCUAUUAAGAGCUGGGCAUGGAAUUGAACUGGUUCUGUUUAUCCAUCUCUAUGGGAAAGUGUCCAUUUACCAAAAGCAGGGAUUUUAGAGACCAGUAGACUGGUGGAUACCUGUGAUGUGUUUUUCUUUAGCAUGUAUGUGAACAUUACAUGAUGAAAAUAGAGAGGUUUGAGGACUGUCAAAAAGGCAUAUUGACCUGUGCUCCGUGUAGUCUUUCUGUGGGGUCAGUGUCUGUGGGAAGGUCAAAAGCAAGUUGUGGGGAACAGGACAGCAAUACAAGAGCUAACCUUUGCUGUAUGUGGGCUGGGCUACAUUUUCUUCUUGGUCACGCACGACGUCUGCACUGCAAGAGAGCCCUGAGCAAGUGGGACCGGUGUCUCUGCUGCAUGGUUACUGGUGUAUCCAACUGCGGAGCCUCUCCAUCUGGCUGGGAGCACUGCUCAGGACAGUAAAAUACUGGAAUACUCCCACCUGCAUCUUGCCACCUGCGUUGGUGUAGACAUGGACAGACUGCUGGAGAGUUGCUGCUGCUGGAGGGGGUGUUCUGCACAAACUCAGCUGGGCUCCUCUCCAAGAAGUCCAAGACCCACAAAGUAAGGAGCAAGUAAAACUGAUCAAGGAGAGAAACAGUGUGGCUUCAGCAGUGGACACCUAGGGGAGAUCCACUCAAGAGUCUUUUAGGAUAGAAUAUGAUACCUUUGGUGAACUGAAGGUCCCAAGUGACAAAUACUAUGGUGCUCAGACUGUAAGAUCUACGAUGAACUUCAAGAUUGGAGGUGUUUCGGAAAGGAUGCCAGUUCAAGUUAUAAGGGCCUUUGGCAUCUUGAAGAGAGCAGCAGCUGAAGUAAAUCAAGAUUAUGGUCUCGACCCAAAGAUUGCUAAUGCUAUCGUAAAGGCAGCAGAUGAGGUAGCUGCAGGGAAAUUAAAUGAUCACUUUCCACUGGUGGUGUGGCAGACUGGGUCUGGAACUCAAACCAAUAUGAAUGUUAACGAAGUCAUCAGCAAUAGAGCCAUUGAGAUAUUGGGAGGCAAACUGGGGAGCAAAAUCCCAGUACAUCCAAAUGAUCAUGUUAAUAAAAGUCAGAGUUCAAAUGACACUUUCCCAACAGCAAUGCAUAUCGCAGCUGCCCAGGAAGUCAAUGAGGUGUUGUUACCUGGACUGAGGAAGCUACAGAACGCACUAGAAGCAAAAUCCAAAGAGUUUUCCCAAAUCAUAAAAAUAGGACGCACUCAUACACAAGAUGCUGUUCCACUUACGCUUGGACAGGAAUUUAGUGGAUAUGUGCAACAAAUUAAAUACGGCGUGGCUAGGAUUGAGUCAACCAUGCCAAGAGUAUAUCAGCUGGCGGCUGGUGGGACUGCAGUUGGCACAGGAUUAAACACAAGAAUCGGCUUUGCUGAGAAAGUUGCUGCUAAAGUGGCUGAACUGACAGGCUUGCCCUUUGUCACUGCUCCCAAUAAAUUUGAAGCCCUUGCAGCUCAUGAUGCUCUAGUCGAACUCAGCGGAGCUAUGAACACAGUGGCAUGUAGCCUGAUGAAAAUAGCUAAUGAUAUUCGUUUCCUGGGAUCUGGACCUCGCUCUGGACUGGGAGAACUCAUCCUGCCUGAAAAUGAACCAGGAAGCAGUAUCAUGCCAGGAAAAGUGAAUCCUACCCAGUGUGAAGCGGUUACCAUGGUGGCAGCCCAGGUUAUGGGAAACCACGUUGCUGUUACUGUAGGAGGUAGCAAUGGGCACUUUGAGCUUAAUGUUUUUAAGCCCAUGAUGAUUAAGAAUGUUUUGAACUCUGCAAGACUUCUUGGAGAUGUUUGUGUUUCUUUCACUGACAACUGUGUUGUUGGAAUCCAAGCCAAUACAGAUAGGAUCAACAAACUAAUGAGUGAAUCUCUGAUGUUGGUAACAGCACUUAAUCCACAUAUAGGGUAUGAUAAAGCAGCUAAGAUCGCCAAAACUGCACACAAAGAAGGGACAACGUUAAAAGAAGCUGCUAUAAAGUUGGGAUUCCUCACAUCAGAGCAGUUUGACCAGUGGGUGAAGCCUAAGGAUAUGUUAGGUCCUCAGUAAUGUCUUAAAAUGAAACACCUGCAAAAAACCAACCAACCAAACAGACAAAAAAAAAAAAAACAACACAAAAAAGUGUUCUUAACUUAAAAAUAAAAUAAAACAGCUAUGAUACGC
Messenger RNA from Numida meleagris (helmeted guineafowl), 2631 nucleotides. It is a transcript of the gene FH, whose product is annotated as fumarate hydratase. The coding region runs from base 1213 to 2517 and encodes 434 amino acids. NCBI's taxonomy places the organism in Eukaryota, Metazoa, Chordata, Aves, Galliformes, Numididae. The record is from RefSeq and is a predicted model, not a curated record. Gene Ontology annotation, biological process: tricarboxylic acid cycle; fumarate metabolic process; malate metabolic process. Gene Ontology annotation, cellular component: tricarboxylic acid cycle heteromeric enzyme complex; mitochondrion. Gene Ontology annotation, molecular function: fumarate hydratase activity. The transcript is spliced from 10 exons.